AUGCAUCCCCCACCCGGGUGCAAACGAUCACAGGCGAAGGUUCGGCAUAAACUUCAAGUCGACAUCCGAAGCUACCAGAGACACCGUGUCGAGGGAACAGUAUGCCUUGAAGGGAGGGAUAUCUGUCAAUGGUGUGAUUCGGCCACGCGAUCGCCUCUGGGAGGUAUUGAGGUCACUGGAAUCUUCCAAAAGGCCAAUCGGACUUCAACAGGUGGCUUGGAAAAAGACGGCAAUGCUUCUGCAGGUGGCUUGAUAGUUGAUAACUUUUGCCAUUCUCUGACCCAGCUAGCCAUGAGCUACCGAGCAAUAUCCCGAAGCACACCACGAAAUGAUCUCAAACGAGCGUGGGGUUGCGGAAUGGUGGUUGAACAAGAAUAUGCUCACUUGGAAGAAUGUGUCUAUAGAACCCUGAACUGCAUCUAA
Coccidioides immitis RS is the source of this 423-nucleotide messenger RNA. RefSeq lists its product as uncharacterized. The transcript is spliced from 5 exons. NCBI's taxonomy places the organism in Eukaryota, Fungi, Ascomycota, Eurotiomycetes, Onygenales, Onygenaceae. The record is from RefSeq and is a predicted model, not a curated record. The coding region runs from base 1 to 423 and encodes 140 amino acids.